UGCGCAGGCGCCGCCUGCCCGCAGCUUCCGCGCCUGCACGCUGGCCACCCUUGUGACGGGAGGCCCUCAAACGGCAGUGGGGAUGGAGGACGGCCUGAGGCUGGGUCCGCGCAUUUGCGAGGGGGACUGUGCUGUCCUUAAGCGGGACGACGUCUUCAAAGCGGUACCCGUGCUACGGCGGAGAAAAAUUAUUUUUGAGAAGCAGUGGUUCUAUCUGGAUAAUGCCAUUGGACAUACUUAUGGAACUACAUUUGAAGUAACCAGUGGUGGAAACCUCCAGCCAAAGCAAGAGGUGGAAGGCACUACCACAGAAACAAAAGAAGCAGGUACAGAUAAUCGUAACAUAGUUGACGAUGGAAAGUCUCAGAAACUGACUCAUGAUGACAUAAAGGCUUUGAAGGACAAAGGUAUUAAAGGACAGGAAAUAGUUCAACAGUUAAUAGAGAACAGUACAACAUUUCGAGACAAAACAGAAUUUGCUCAAGAUAAGUACAUAAAGAAGAAGAAAAAAAAAUAUGAGGCAGUUAUUACAAUUGUGAAACCAUCCACUCGCAUUCUUUCAACAAUGUAUUAUGCAAGGGAACCUGGAAAAAUUAACCACUUGCGAUAUGACACCCUAGCUCAGAUGUUGACUUUAGGAAACAUCCGUGCUGGCAACAAGAUGAUUGUAGUGGAAACAUGUGCAGGCCUUGUGCUGGGUGCAGUGAUGGAGCGAAUGGGAGGCUAUGGAUCCAUUAUUCAGAUGUAUCCAGGAGGGGGACCUGUUAGAGCUGCUACCAGUUGUUUUGGAUUUCCCAAACUUUUUUUCAAUACUCUUCAUGAAUUUCCUCUCAGCAAAGUGGGUAGUCUCCUCUCUGGGACAUUUUCUACAGAGACUCUGCCAUCAGAACCUGAAGAUAACACACUAGUGGAAGAAGAAAGUGAUGGAUUGACUGAUGAGAAGCAGGCUUCCCUACAGGAAAUAGAAGAGUCUACGACUGAAGCAGCUAUGGAGAUCAACCAAACAGAAGAGCAAGAAACAGUGGACAUUAGUGCUGAAGUUAUAGAAUUUAGAGAGAGUAAAGAAAAAGAAAAUAAAGAAAAUGUUCGGGAAAAGCAAAGAAAACAAUGGGAGAGAAGGAAAAAGCUAAUAGAAACUGCUGCUUUGUUGAGAGAGAAGAAUGCAGAUGGCUUAAUUGUAGCCAGCAAGUUUCAUCCCACUCCGUUAUUACUUUCUUUACUGGAAUUUGUUGCUCCUUCAAGGCCUUUUGUUGUCUACUGCCAGUAUAAAGAGCCAUUAUUAGAAUGUUACACAAAGCUGAGAGAAAGAGGCGGUGUUAUUAACCUAAAGCUGUCUGAAACCUGGCUACGAAACUACCAGGUCUUACCAGAUCGAAGUCAUCCAAAACUGACAAUGAGCGGAGGUGGAGGGUACCUUCUAUCUGGUAUCACUGUCAUCUUGGAUAAGGGCGAAUCUGAUUCCAGUAAUUUGGAAGCACUGAAGAUGGAAGAGCCAUCAUCUAAAAGAUGCAGAGUUCAAGACCUUCAUUAUUAACAUUUGAAGAUUGAUUUGAUUUUUAUAUCUCAGGAGUACUCCUGUUAUUUUACUAACAAGUAUGCUUUCUGUGCUCUUGACAGCACAGAAAUUGUACCUGUCAUACACCUGUCAGCAAAAAACAGCAGAGCUACACAGGUAGGGAGGAUUGUCACACUCUUCACCAGUUUACAUGAUCAGAAUGAGAAGAAAAGCCCUUAGAAGCAAACAUCCCACUGAAAACAUACUAACUUCAAAAAGAAGAGAAGAUCAAGAGAAGAUUAAGCAUCAGUGAAGGCGUUCUGUCAGUUUGUUGCCAAAAGUGGAUUAUGAUGAAGUAGUUUUUUAAAAGGUUUGAGUCCAAAUGAACACCUCUAACCCAUUUUCCCAGAACAGCAUCAGGGUAAAACGUUCUACAUAAUGAGCUGCUCCCCCUUUGGACACAAAAUCCAGCUGUGUUCAGUAAUUUAAGGAAGUAGAACAAAGAGCAAAAAUCAUACACUUCUCUUUCCAAAGGAGCAAUAAAAAGAGAAUACCAGAACUUCAUGCCAUAACCCCAUGUUUUCCUGAAAUAGACAUGUAUGUUCGUAAAUUAAAAUAGCAAAUAUUUAAACAAAAUGUCUCUGUGAGCAUUGCCUGCCAUUUUCCUGAGAGUUGUUAUAUGUUUUUAAGAUAGGGCUAUUUUGAAAAUCACUAUAUGUAUAUAUAUUUAUUCUACUGUUUUAUGAUGUGUAGCUUUCUUACUAUUUUUCUUUCAACUUUGCAUUUGUCAUUUCAAUUAAACUGCAGGAUGUUUUU
This is a messenger RNA of Phalacrocorax carbo (great cormorant), 2311 nucleotides long. The record is from RefSeq and is a predicted model, not a curated record. Lineage: Eukaryota; Metazoa; Chordata; Aves; Suliformes; Phalacrocoracidae.